UGGGCGGGGCUGUAGGAGCGCGCUGUGCGCACGCGCGAGCCCGUGUGUGAGUGAGUUCGCGCGCGCGGGCGCGCCUCCGCGCCGCGCGCCCGCGCCCGGGAGGCCUGAGAGGGACCGGCGUGCCAGGCGAUGAGCGGGGAAAGCGCGGUCGCCGGUGUGCGGUGCCGGGCGCUCCCGGUUGCGCGCUGACUCUUCCGUCUCCGGCGGUGGCUGCGGUGCGCAGCCUCCGUUCGUUUCCCUGCAGGACCGGGCGGGCACGAAAGUAAGCGAACGUCGACCCUGAGGUCUCUCCUCGGCAGUCGCCGUGCACCCCGCACCCCCCGCGCUCCAGCCCGCUGCGCCCAGGCGGUUUCUCCCGGGGAGUCGUGCAUGGGGGGGAGAUGCGUUUGCAAGCCGGGGAAGGCAGUCGCUGGGGGCCGAGAAGCCGGUUCGUUUCCAUGAGCGCCGCGACCCCGCUUCCCAUGUGCCUCGCGAACGCGGACGGUCUGUUCGGGAGAAGAUUGUAUUAGGGACGCCGUGCUGUUAGGAGGAAAAGUUGUAAAAGUGCCUCGUCUCCGCCGGGCGGGUGGUAGCAAGUUGCAACAAAAUGAAGAUUUUUUCUGAGUCUCAUAAAACAGUCUUUGUCGUGGAUCACUGCCCUUACAUGGCAGAGUCCUGCAGGCAGCACGUGGAGUUCGACAUGCUGGUGAAGAACAGGACCCAAGGAAUCAUCCCCCUGGCCCCCAUAUCCAAGUCACUGUGGACUUGCUCCGUGGAGUCCUCCAUGGAGUACUGCAGGAUAAUGUAUGACAUAUUUCCCUUCAAGAAGCUGGUGAAUUUCAUUGUGAGUGACUCUGGAGCUCAUGUUUUAAAUUCCUGGACUCAAGAAGACCAAAAUUUGCAGGAGCUGAUGGCAGCCUUAGCUGCUGUUGGGCCUCCUAAUCCUCGCGCAGACCCGGAGUGCUGCAGUAUUCUGCACGGCCUUGUGGCGGCGGUGGAAACCCUGUGCAAAAUCACCGAGUACCAGCACGAGGCUCGCACUCUGCUCAUGGAGAACGCAGAGCGCGUGGGGAACAGAGGCCGCAUCAUCUGCAUCACUAAUGCAAAAAGUGAUAGCCACGUGCGAAUGCUUGAAGACUGUGUCCAGGAAACAAUUCAUGAACACAACAAGCUAGCUGCAAAUUCAGAUCAUCUCAUGCAGAUUCAAAAAUGUGAGUUGGUCUUGAUCCAUACCUACCCGGUUGGUGAAGACAGCCUUGUAUCUGACCGUCCUAAAAAGGAGUUGUCGCCAGUUUUAACCAGCGAGGUUCACAGUGUUCGUGCAGGGCGGCAUCUUGCUACCAAAUUAAACAUUUUAGUACAGCAGCAUUUCGACCUGGCUUCGACCACGAUUACAAAUAUUCCAAUGAAGGAAGAACAGCACGCUAACACGUCUGCCAACUACGAUGUGGAGCUGCUUCAUCACAAAGAUGCACACGUAGACUUCCUGAAAAGUGGUGACACCCACUUAGGUGGCAGCAGCAGAGAAGGCCCGUUUAAGGAAACGAUAACAUUGAAGUGGUGCACGCCGAGGACCAACAACGUCGAAUUACACUAUUGUACUGGAGCUUACCGAAUCUCACCCGUUGAUGUAAAUAGUAGACCUUCCUCCUGCCUUACUAAUUUUCUUCUAAAUGGUCGUUCUGUUUUAUUGGAACAACCGCGAAAGUCAGGUUCUAAGGUCAUUAGUCACAUGCUUAGUAGCCAUGGAGGAGAGAUUUUUUUGCACGUCCUUAGCAGUUCUCGGUCCAUUCUAGAAGACCCGCCUUCAAUUAGUGAAGGAUGUGGAGGAAGAGUUACUGACUACCGGAUUACAGAUUUUGGUGAAUUUAUGAGGGAAAACAGAUUAACUCCUUUUCUAGACCCCAGAUAUAAAAUCGAUGGAAGUCUCGAGGUACCUUUGGAACGGGCAAAAGAUCAGUUAGAAAAACACACCCGCUACUGGCCCAUGAUUAUUUCACAGACCACCAUUUUCAACAUGCAAGCGGUAGUCCCAUUAGCCAGUGUUAUUGUGAAAGAAUCUUUGACAGAAGAAGAUGUGUUAAACUGUCAAAAAACAAUAUACAACUUAGUUGAUAUGGAAAGAAAAAAUGAUCCUCUGCCUAUUUCCACAGUUGGUACAAGGGGAAAGGGCCCUAAAAGAGAUGAACAGUACCGUAUCAUGUGGAACGAAUUGGAGACCCUCGUCAGGGCCCACAUCAGCAACUCAGAGAAACAUCAGAGAGUCUUGGAAUGUCUGAUGGCGUGUAGGAGCAAACCCCCGGAGGAGGAAGAACGGAAGAAACGAGGGCGAAAGAGGGAGGACAAAGAGGACAAAUCUGAGAAAGCAGUGAAGGAUUACGAACAGGAAAAGCCUUGGCAAGAUUCCGAAAGAUUAAAAGGCAUCUUAGAACGUGGAAAAGAAGAGCUGGCUGAGGCUGAGAUCAUAAAAGAUUCGCCUGAUUCCCCAGAACCUCCCAACAAGAAGCCCCUGGUAGAAAUGGAUGAAGCUCCUCAAGUGGAAAAGUCCAAAGGGCCAGUGUCCUUACUCUCCUUGUGGAGUAAUAGAAUCAAUACUGCCAAUUCCAGAAAGCACCAGGAGUUUGCUGGGCGACUGAACUCUGUGAAUAACAGAGCUGAGUUAUAUCAACAUCUUAAAGAAGAAAAUGGAAUGGAGACAACAGAAAAUGGCAAAGCCAGCCGGCAGUGAAGAAUGAUUUGAGCAACUAAAUUUAGUAUAAUGCAUAAAUAUUUUGGGUGGAAUUUGAUAUAAGUACUUUUACAGCAAGAUUAUAUAGUUAUGUUGCCUGGACCGGUUUUUACAUUUUUAAAAUAUUUGAACUAAUUAACUUUUUGUACUAAUUAUAAAAUUGGCACAUAAGUCAAAAAUAUACAUUUGAGAUUUGUCCUCCCAAAUCACACAGGUUUAUUUUAUGGUAAAAGGUGUUCUCUCUGGAAGUGUUUUUUAAAAAAAAAUUCUUAGGCUUCUCUUUGCCAAAUAAAAUAAAUAAAAUACCUGAAAUACAAAAUAGAA
This is a messenger RNA of Oryctolagus cuniculus (rabbit), 3031 nucleotides long. Lineage: Eukaryota; Metazoa; Chordata; Mammalia; Lagomorpha; Leporidae. The record is from RefSeq and is a predicted model, not a curated record.